CUGGUCUUAUCUCUUUGUUGAAGCCUGACCCUGGACCUGGGCCAGACCGAUACAACCAGGUCUAUCCGGAGCUGGUCUUAUCUCGGUGUUGAUGGCUGAACCUGGACCUAGGCCAGACCGAGACAACCAGCCAUCUCGGUUGGCAUCCAUGGCCAACUGGUUUUGGAGUUGGUUAACUAACUGGUGGAUGGUCGGUUCAAAUCCCGACCGGGACACAGAAAAUGUGAAUAGGAUGUCCGUGGACAGUGGUAAGACCGUAGUGCUGGCAGCACUGGGCCGGCCCUUCAGUCUGGGGAUGCUCUACGACUGUCGCAACGACUCACUGAUCCCCGCUCUGACACUUUGGGACCGGGAAGCCUUAGAGAAAGAUACAGAUGAAAGACCCCAACCCAACAUUGACUAUGAGAUAGUUGCAUCUGACUCCAUCGAAGAUAAAUCCUCUGCAUUGAAUGUUGAAGCUUCAUUGAAAGCAAGUUUUCUGUGUGGACUGGUUGAGGUAGAUGGCUCUGCUCAAUUUCUCAAAGAUUCUAAGAUUUCCAGAAAUCAGGCUAGAGUGACACUAAAGUAUAAAACCACCACCAAGUUGAAAGAGCUGUCAAGGAAUUACAUUUGCAGGGGUAAUGUGAUGCAUCCAGAUGUUUUUGAGUCAGGACAAGCAACACACGUAGUGACAGGAAUCCUUUAUGGGGCACAAGCCUUCUUUGUGUUUGACAGUGAGGUCUCAGAAAAGGAGGAUAGGCAAGACAUUGAGGACAAUCUAAAGGUGCUGAUCAAGAAGAUACCCACCUUGAAGAUAGGCGGUCAAGGUUCUCUGAACAUGGCAGACAAGGACAUUGCAAAUAUUGACAAGUUAUCCUGCAAUUUCCAUGGGGACUUUAACCUUGAGAAACACCCUGUGUCUUUUCAUGAGGCCAUAGAAGUCUAUCAAAGCCUACCUAAGCUAACUGGAACCAACGGAGAGAACGCAGUGCCUCAGAAGGUCUGGUUAAUGCCACUGAAGACUCUAGAUUCCGCUGCUGCUGAACUAGUUCGACAGAUAAGUGAUAGGUUCAUCAAGGAGGCUCAGAAUGUCCUGGAGGACCUUAGCGAGCUUGAAAGGAGAUGCAACGAUGCAGGACGAUGCACAACAACCAAGCAAUUCCCACAGAUUAACAAAAAGUUAAAGGAUUUUAAAGAGCUGGUUUCUCAGUGCAAACUAGAAUUCCAGAAUAUUAUGGCAAGGAAUCUCCCAUUGAUCAGAGGAGGAGAAGAGGAGGAAAGUGUUCUCGCAAAGAUCCUGAAAAAAGUACAUUCCUCUCCCUUCAAAAGUGGUGAACUGAAUCAGUGGAUGGAUUGCAAAGAGACAGAAAUCAAAAUCAUCAGCUCCCUGAUUGACAAAAUGCCCAACAUGGUGAUCGUUGCGACCAGUCGCACUCUGCCCAAUGAGAUCCAAAGUGGAGAUGUCAGACAUUCAGUGUGCUUUGUCUUUACCUCCCUGGAAGGCCCAGAGCCGUACCUUUCAGCUCUGUCAAACUACUUGGAUGAAACCCAACCAGACGACGUGCCAUGUGCUUAUGAUUUGGAAAAAGAACAAUUGUUUUCCUCAAGUGUAGCGUAUGAGAAAAUUAAGCUCUUUAAAGAUUUUGCCGUUGCCAACAAAGAGAACAAAAGCAUCAAGUUUUUAGCAGGUGCAAUAAGAGAUGAUGAGAAGAAAGGCACAACUCUCCACCUCUACAAGGAUGGGUCCUUAGCCAACGACAACUUUGAACCACCUUCGAAGCCAGAGAUGAACACGGGUGACAUAACCCAUAACAGUGUAAAACUGAAUAUUUCCCCCCCUCAAUUUGGGUUAACAACUGUCACCCACUACGCUGUUGAGUUCUGUGUCCAUGGAGACGAUGUUUGGCAUCAACAAAUUAAGAGCAAGGCUGGAGAUGUCACAGUGUCCGGCUUGAAGAUUAAUGAAUGGUAUCAGUUCAGAUAUGUGACUGUGGAGAUGAUGGCCUUGGCAAAGAGGAAUCAGUAG
Molecule: messenger RNA, 2005 nt
Organism: Gadus chalcogrammus (walleye pollock)
Lineage: Eukaryota; Metazoa; Chordata; Actinopteri; Gadiformes; Gadidae
Product: verrucotoxin subunit beta-like
Exons: 6
Coding region: 92-2005 (637 amino acids)
Molecular function (GO): protein binding
Source: RefSeq, a predicted model, not a curated record